AUGCCUUGGCUCAAGGAUAUCAGCUACGAUCGCCAAGCGACCAUCGCCGUCUUCCGCGACUACUACCACUUCCUGGCUGCUUUGUACCUACACCAGUCGGAAGCGGUCGAGCCGCCCCAGGAUGGCUGGCCUGCCAUCACGGCGGAAAACAUGCAAGUCAGCCGAGGUCGUCGAGCUUCUUCGCUACCUCCCGAGCUUUGCAACGGAAUCGUCGCCGGCCACUGGGACGGAGAAGACGUGAAGCAUGCUACUCAGAGUGAGGGGCUAGAUUUCAGCGAAGAUAUCCCAUCUCACGUUGUGGGGCUGACUGUUGGUGGAGUCGAGCGGCCCUACAUCUUCCUCGAUGUCGAGGCCGGGAUAGUGCACUGGUACGAGUGCUGGGACAAGAUCCGGGAGACUUCGUCACAGGAGAUGGUGCAAGACGAUAUGCUUGAUUGGGCACCUGACAAUGAGACAUGGCGGUACGCCUCGGCUGCUUGGGCCAUCCUCGACUUCUUCGAGAUGCUCAAGGAUCAGUAUCGUCAGUUGAAUUUUGUACCCUUUACUCCUUGGACAGUCCGUGAUGUCUGGCUGCGGGCCCCUCCGGGUGUCGGAGAGAUGCUCGACGUGCUGCCGGGUAUCUAUCGUGAGCAUGGAUGGCCAGACAUCGAUCGGUACCGCAAAGAGGAGUGCCUGCGCGCUGUUCGCGCGACACUUCUAGAUCGUGCCCCUCUUUACGCUGACUGGAUUGAUAUUGGCCGCGAAGCUUUGGAAUGA
Molecule: messenger RNA, 756 nt
Organism: Thyridium curvatum
Lineage: Eukaryota; Fungi; Ascomycota; Sordariomycetes; Thyridiales; Thyridiaceae
Exons: 2
Coding region: 1-756 (251 amino acids)
Source: RefSeq, a predicted model, not a curated record